AUGAUAAAGGAUCAAACAAAAAACACACAUGAAGUAAAAGAAAACCAAGAUACUAAGAAGAAGACAAAAAAGAUCAUCAUUGGAAUAUGUGCUGUGAUAUUUGUAACUCUGAUGAUAGUUGUGAUAAAAAUGAAUGUUGGACCAAAAAAACGAGGAAAAGAUGAAAAACUUACGACAAAAAAGAAACCCAUUGAAUCCAGUAAAAAGCCACCCCAUGAAUCAUCGGAACCAAAAACACCAGAAGAAUCAAGUGACUAUAUUCCAACAGAGUCUACAGAAGAAGAAGUUGUUGUGAUUGAUUCCAAGAAAAUAGGUAAGCAUCUUGGCUCUGGAGGAACAAAAAGAGUCUUUCAAUAUGAUAAGAAACAGGCAAUAGCCUUCUUACCUGAACAAUGGGCUAGGACAGAGAUGCAUGUGAUAAGGAGAUUGAAGAAAAUGGGAUUAGAAACACAGAAUUCACAAAUAGGCAAAUUGGAAGAGGAUGGUAAAGUACGCUGGGCAUUGAUANUUGGCUCUGGAGGAACAAAAAGAGUCUUUCAAUAUGAUAAGAAACAGGCAAUAGCCUUCUUACCUGAACAAUGGGCUAGGACAGAGAUGCAUGUGAUAAGGAGAUUGAAGAAAAUGGGAUUAGAAACACAGAAUUCACAAAUAGGCAAAUUGGAAGAGGAUGGUAAAGUACGCUGGGCAUUGAUAAUGGAGAGUUGGGAUGCAAUGGAAGAAAGAGGAAUACAAGUUCGAGACAGUAAGAAUCUUGAAUCAAGAUAUGGAACAUCAAUGUUAUUUGGUAGUGCAGAAAACGUGAAUGCGGAAAAUAUGCUGAAGAUAUUACGAUCACUUGCAGAAGAUGCAUUCAAAUUGAUAACAAAUGGAAUGUGUUUUGGACCUGAUGCCUACAACCUUAUGAUAAAGGACACGAAUCAAACUGAUAUAACCGAUAGAAAAGACUACAAAGUCUAUACAGAAAGGAAUCAGGAAAUCAGGUUCUUUUUCAGUGAUUUUACGACACUUGAUAAGUUUGAUGAUUGGCGACGCAAUAUUUUGAAGCAAAUGAUAAUGGUAGGGAGCUCAAGUAAGUCAUCAGAUGGAUUCAGGUUACUCGAGAUGUCUAUAGAAGAUUACACAACACGUGUGUUUGAGUGGAGUAGCGAUAAAUGCAUCGGUUACGCAAUGUUAAAACACGAAUUGGAUUUGAUUGCACCACCAGACAAAAAUCGAUAUCAGUUCACUUUAUUUGAUAAAGUGAUCAAAGAAGCAAAGACUACAGUUAAGAGUGAACUAUAUACCAGAGUUUGUGACUAUUUCAAGUUGCAAAUAACAGAAAAUAAAAGAUUCAGGAGGUUCUUGCUCACUGCACCAAAGGAUACUGAAUAA
Enterospora canceri is the source of this 1371-nucleotide messenger RNA. Lineage: Eukaryota; Fungi; Microsporidia; Enterocytozoonidae. The record is from the annotation of a GenBank genome assembly.